CCGCGCCGAGCCCACAUGGGUCUGUGCUACAGUCUGCGGCCGCUGCUCUUCGGGGGCCCGGAGGACGCCCCCCGCGCGGCCUCGGAAGCGCCCGUGGAGGGCGCGCAGCCCUGCCCAGCUCCGGCCCCGGCUCCGGCGGCCGGGCCCCUGCUCCCUCGGGGCGCCGGCGGGAGCCCGGCGUGCACGCGGCCCAAAGCCGACCCGAAGAAGGAGAGUCGGCGGCGUCCGGAGCAGCUGCGCGCCGAAGAGCGCGAGGCCGAGCGGGAGGCGCGGAAAGUGAGCAGGAGCAUCGACCGCAUGCUGCGCGAGCAGAAGCGGGACCUGCAGCAGACGCACCGGCUCCUGCUGCUGGGGGCUGGUGAAUCUGGGAAAAGCACUAUUGUCAAACAAAUGAGGAUCCUGCACGUCAAUGGAUUUAAUCCCGAGGAAAAGAAACAAAAAAUUCUGGACAUCCGGAAAAAUGUUAAAGAUGCUAUUGUGACAAUUGUUUCGGCGAUGAGUACUAUAAUACCUCCAGUUCCUCUGGCUAACCCCGAAAACCAAUUUCGAUCAGACUAUAUCAAGAGUAUAGCCCCUAUUACUGACUUUGAAUAUUCCCAGGAAUUCUUUGAUCAUGUGAAGAAACUUUGGGAUGAUGAAGGCGUGAAGGCGUGCUUUGAGAGGUCAAAUGAAUACCAGCUGAUCGACUGCGCACAAUACUUCCUGGAAAGAAUCGACAGCGUCAGUUUGGUGGACUACACACCCACAGACCAGGACCUUCUCAGAUGCAGAGUUCUGACAUCAGGGAUUUUUGAGACACGAUUCCAAGUGGACAAAGUAAACUUUCACAUGUUUGAUGUCGGUGGCCAGAGGGACGAGAGAAGAAAAUGGAUCCAGUGCUUUAACGACGUCACGGCUAUCAUCUACGUCGCGGCCUGCAGUAGCUACAACAUGGUGAUUCGGGAAGACAACAACACCAACAGGCUGAGAGAGUCCCUGGACCUUUUCGAGAGCAUCUGGAACAACAGGUGGUUACGGACCAUUUCUAUCAUCUUGUUCUUGAACAAACAGGAUAUGCUGGCAGAAAAAGUCUUGGCAGGGAAAUCAAAAAUUGAAGAUUAUUUCCCAGAGUAUGCAAAUUAUACUGUUCCUGAAGAUGCAACACCAGAUGCGGGAGAAGAUCCCAAAGUGACAAGAGCGAAGUUCUUUAUCCGGGAUCUGUUCUUGAGGAUCAGCACGGCGACAGGGGAUGGGAAACAUUACUGCUACCCACACUUCACCUGCGCUGUGGACACGGAGAACAUCCGCCGGGUGUUCAAUGACUGCCGCGACAUCAUCCAGAGGAUGCACCUCAAGCAGUACGAACUCUUGUGAGGCGGCCCCGGGGCUGGCCUUCUCAGGCCUCCCCAGCCGCCUCUCCUCUCUCGGCCACCGGACCAGGUGGAGCAUUUAUUCCAGAACUGCCUGUCAGACCCAAGCCAUGGUAGAAAGUAGUGAGUUCCCAGUUUCCUCCAGCUGCCAUGUGUCCUGCUCUGUGUUGGCUCCGUGUGUGUCCACCAAGCCUCUGGCUACCUCUGUCCCCCUCAGGUUUGGUUUGUAGCUUUUGUUUUCAUUGAACACGGCCUUCCACGGCCUCCCCAGCUCCACCAACUUGUGUCACUGCAAACCGUCCAUUCUCCCAAGGGAGAAAUCUCUCUGGGUGGGGGCCCCUUUUAUUCAUCCAUUCAGUGAUUUAUUGAUUCAUCAAGAACUUGAUAGAUGGGGGAGAAACGCAUUUUUCUGAGUGACCAAGCGUGAUUGUGGAGGCUUAUGUAUGAUGUGGUGGGCCACACGCUUUCCAGUUUUGGCUUUAAACUGCAGGUGGCUGCCCCUUCUGAUCUGUGUUGGCCCAAGACUUGAGUAGACCCCAAGCCUCAGAGUGGAGGGAAACCCUUUCUCAGUCAUAUUUAGAGUCACUGCCAGCCUCAGGCACCUGAAUUAGACCUACUUUGAGCCUUUUACAUUUAGGCAGAAAACCUGCCACAUUCACUCCUGGGAAAUGUGUCCUGGCUAAAAAUGAUUCUCUAGACAUUCACGAUGCUUGAGCAAUAGUCUCCUUUCAUAUGUUCUUUUUGUUGUUUUAUUCGUGGUUUAUUAUACUGUACAGACCACAAAAUGUAAUAUUAUUUUGUAUAACUACUAAAGAAAAACCCUUGUAGAUCUUUGUGCCUUGAUUAUGGCUGUACCUGUAAAAGACAUGUGUUUUUAUUGUGCUAAACAGCUAAAUGUCACCAUUACCUGCUGCUUGCUCAGAAAAGGGGAAUGAAUGGUAUCUGUAGAAUUUAGGAUAUUUUAUCAGGUUGGUACUUUUAAAAAUGCUCCUUGAUAAAAUAUAUAUGUAUAUAUAAAUUAUACACAUUAAUUACAUCUUACAAACAAUGCUGUACCAACAUCAUAAGUUUCUUUCAGGGAACCAAGGAUAUUUUCUCCCUCCAGACAAUAGGUUUCUUGAUUCCUUUGCUAUUUAAAGCCUUUUCCAAGUUCCCUGAGUAGGACUAGGUCAACCAUUCCCUUGCUCAAAGCUUUGAACCACUUACUUGACCACAGAUUCGACUGUAAACAAAUAGCAAGAAAAAUACAAAAGGAUGUCAGUGUUUGCGUCUGGCCCAGGAGAACCAAAGGAUGGCAUCUUCAUCUGCCUUUUGAAGAAGAAACAUUACAAAACCUUUAUUUGAAAUAUAAAGUCAAAAUAUACAUUAUAAAACCUUUACUUGAAAAGCAAAGUAAAAAUAUAUGGCUAUUUCUCAAACUUGAAAGAUUUGCAAAUGCAGCCUCAAAAGUGCUGGUACAGUCCACUCUCUGGAGAGCAAGAAGCACCGGAGCAGUGAUGGUUCAUGUUCGAGCCACAGCCUCCGCUUCCAAGGUAGUUCUCUUAGGUCGAAAAUAAUCUGGAAAGAUGUCCAAAAUUAUAUUUCAACAAUACAACUCCAGAGAAGUGACAACCUAGCCUACAUUGCUUCAUGAAUUUCCUUUUACUCUUUUAUUUAAUAGUUUAAAGUUUACUCUAUAAAUCAGCAUUGUAUAAUCCUUUAUAAACUUAUCCACAUUUACUUCUCCAUGAAAGAAAGGAUAAGUUUAUAGACAAUGCAACAAACACAUAUUUUAUCUCAUUUUCACCAAAUUCCUGUUCCUCUCAUCCUUAACUGUUUCAUAGAACUCUCAGUUGAACUGAGACAAAGUGGAAAAUAUUUUCAGUUUCCAUUGCACUUUCAAAGUAAAACAUGAAGAAAAACUGGAGAUACACCCCCACACAUACACAAAAAAUGAAACUGUGUAUUGUUACGUGCAUUGUUACUCAACAACUCCCCUGUAACUAUACCUCCUAUUUAAAAGCUUAAUUAAAGAGGGAGCCAGACACUUAGAGAAAACACAAAAAGAAUACAUUUGAUCUGGCUUAAAAUUAUCAAGACAUAUUUACUUUUAAAUACCAAAAGCCACUU
Molecule: messenger RNA, 3458 nt
Organism: Equus caballus (horse)
Lineage: Eukaryota; Metazoa; Chordata; Mammalia; Perissodactyla; Equidae
Gene: GNAL
Product: G protein subunit alpha L
Biological process (GO): sensory perception of chemical stimulus; adenylate cyclase-activating dopamine receptor signaling pathway
Cellular component (GO): heterotrimeric G-protein complex
Molecular function (GO): GTPase activity; GTP binding; G protein-coupled receptor binding
Source: RefSeq, a predicted model, not a curated record